Messenger RNA from Penicillium roqueforti, 879 nucleotides. RefSeq lists its product as uncharacterized. Gene Ontology annotation, cellular component: mitochondrial inner membrane. NCBI's taxonomy places the organism in Eukaryota, Fungi, Ascomycota, Eurotiomycetes, Eurotiales, Aspergillaceae. Gene Ontology annotation, biological process: ubiquinone biosynthetic process. Gene Ontology annotation, molecular function: lipid binding. The record is from RefSeq and is a predicted model, not a curated record. The transcript has 2 exons. The coding region runs from base 1 to 879 and encodes 292 amino acids.
AUGUCCUACCUCGCCCGCGCUCUCCCCAAAAGGGUCCUCGCCCCCUCCGUGGCCCAAUCCCUCCGCCAAACCCGAGGACUAAGCACAACAACUCUCCAAACCACACCAAGCACCCGCACCACGCAACUCACACCCCGAACAAACCAACCCCGACAAUUCCGCCACCGAAGCUACCACUCAGACCUCCACGCCCGGCUCCCAGACCACUCAUACACAAACUCCCAAACGGCAAUCCUAACCUCCGCGCUCGCCCACGUCCCCACACACGGCUUCUCAGCCACGGCACUAACCCUCGGCGCGCGGGACGCCGGCUUCCUCGACGUCUCGGUGCAGCUGCUCCCCCGCGGCGAAUUCGACCUCAUCCUCUUCUGGCUUGCUAGUCGUCGGGGUCUGCUGCGCGGGAAGGUCGAGGAGGGCGGGUUAUUCCGGCGCAUUGCGGCGGAGAAAGGGAAGGAUGUCCAUGAGCUUUCUGUUGAGGAGCGGGUGCGGGGACUGCUUUUGGAGAGGUUGAGGAUGAAUGCGGAUGUUAGAGAUGUUUGGCAGGAUGCUCUCGCGCAAAUGUCGCUCUUGGCUAAUAUCCCCCUCUCUCUUACGGAACUGCAUGCCCUUGCUUCGGAUAUCCUUACUCUUUCUGGUGAUGACACUGUUGAUGCUACUUGGUACACGCGUCGUCUGGCCGUGUCGGCUAUCUAUGCCAGUGCUGAGGUUGUCAUGACCCGUGACCCGACGCCGGAUCUCGUGGAGACGGCGGCGUUCGUAGAGCGUCGCUUUGAUGAUCGGAAGGCGCUUGCUGAUAAGAUUACCGGCAUUGGACAGUGUGCUGGGUUUGGGUGGAAUACUGCUAUUGGGCUGGGGCGAAGCUGGGGGUUGAAGAUUUAA